UCCAAGCAAACCCAGAGCUCCUUGACUCUCUCUGACUGUUUCCGCCAUGUCCACACAGCACGAGAAACUUCACAUAGCGCUGUUCCCAUGGCUAGCCUUUGGCCACCUGAUCCCCAACCUCGAGCUUGCUAAACUCUUAGCUCAAAAGGGUCACGUCGUCACCUUCAUAUCCACUCCAAGAAACAUCCUUCGUCUUCCCAAACUGCCUCCACAUUUGUCUCCCAACAUCAAUUUUCUCAAGCUUCCUCUUCCUCAAGUCCCCAAUCUCCCAGACGACGCAGAAGCCACCAGUGAUGUUCCCUACAACGUAGUUCAAUACCUUAAAUUAGCAUACGAUACUUUGCAACAACCUUUGACUUGCUUCCUUGAAUCUUCAAACCCCGAUUGGAUAUUCUACGAUUUCGUUCCUUAUUGGGUUGGAUCCAUCGCUUCCAAGCUCGGUAUCAAGAGCGCGUAUUUCAGUAUAUUUAAUGCUUCAUUGCUUGGUUUCCUCGGGCCAGCUCCGGUUUUGAUGGGCCAAGAGUCGGUCCGGACGAAGCCCGAAGACUUCACCAUCAAGCCCUCCUGGGUUCCGUUUUCCUCCACCGUGGCAUGGCGUUACUUCGAGAUCAUCAAAAUCUCAGACGGCAUCAAACACAAUGACUCGGGUGUUUCAGAUUUGUAUCGGUUCGGUGCCAGUAUCGAAAACUGCGAUAUCGUGGUCAUUCGGAGCUGUUCCGAAUUCGAACCCGAGUGGCUUCGAGUACUUGAAGAGAUCCACCGGAAACCGAUCCUCCCCGUCGGCCAACUUCCUAACACCAACCAAAACAGCGACGCCGAGGACAAGAACGACAUGUGGCGGCUGAUUAAAGAUUGGUUGGACCAGAAAGACAAAGGUACAGUGGUCUACGUGGCUUUCGGGAGUGAGGCGAAACCGAGUCAAGCAGAGGUGAACGAGAUAGCGCUUGGCCUGGAGAAGUCGGAGCUACCAUUUUGCUGGGCUUUGAGGACCCGGAGGGGACCAACUGACACGGAGGUUUUGAGGUUACCGGAAGGGUUCGAAGAGCGAACGAAAGGUCGCGGGUUGGUUUGCACCGGUUGGGCUCCACAGUUGAAUAUCUUGGGUCAUGACUCGGUGGGUGGAUUCUUGACUCACUCGGGCUGGUCGUCUGUUGUGGAGGCGGUUCAGGAGGAGAAACCCCUUGUGCUACUAACGUUCUUAGCGGAUCAAGGGAUCAACGCUAGGGUUUUGGAGGAGAAGAAGAUGGGAUAUUCGAUUCCCAGGGACGAGCGAGACGGCUCUUUCACUAGUGAUUCCGUCGCCAACUCAUUGAGACUCGUGAUGGUGCAACCCCAGGGAAGGGUCUAUCGAGAAAAUAUAAAAGAGAUGAAGGACUUGUUUGUGAACAAAGAGAGGCAGGAUCAGAGCGUAGAUGGUUUACUCGAUUAUCUCAAAGCCCACAGGAAGUCAGGAACCCAUAACAUGAAUUGUUAUUGAUGUUCUCAAAAGUCAAAAUCGAUGGAACUUUUAAGAUUAAAGCUUUGGUGACAUUUUUUGUAAAAUUAAAAACGAAAAAAAAAAAAAAGAAAAGAACCAGACCCAACCUUUCGUCUUCUCCGAUCAUCUUCUUCACUUUUUCUUUCCCCUUCCCCUUCUCCUAUCGAGCCAGACCGGCUUCCUUUCCCUUUCCUUGUCUUCACUGGCCUUCUCCUUCCUCCUCUUCUCCAAUCGAACCAAUCCCCCUUCUCCUUCAUCAUCUUCUCUAAUUGAUCUGAUCGAACCAAACCCCUUUCCCCUUCGUUGCCUUCUCUUUCCUCCUUGUCUGCAGAUCAGAUUUGCCAUCUUGAUAAGGCCCUCGAGACUAGAACCAUGUUUGAUGCUGAGACGGUGGAGAUAUUGCCUUCGAUCCAAGAGGCUGCCAUCGAGAUCUACCCUUGUAGCUGAAGCCAUUACCUUCAGUCAAGAGUGGGCAGUUAUGCGUGUGGUGAUGGAAUCGGAGGCUUAUGUUUGUGUGGUCUUGAUCGGAGACUCGGGCAAGUGUAGUAUCCUGGUUCAUGGCUUCGGAUUCGUGUUUGUGUGGCCAAUGCUUUUCAGCUUUGUGUUUUGAUCCGAUUCUCGAACUCACUACCUUACCUUCUCAAAGCGGCGCUGAUCGGAGACUCAUGCAUCGGUAAAUCCAACUUCCUCUCUUGAUUCACUUGAAACAAGUUCGGCCUCAAGUCUAGGUCCACUACUGCGGUUGAUUCAAAGGUUUGAUUGCGAAGUUCCUUUGAUUCUUCUUCUUCAACAACGAUGAUUUUGGGUUGGAAGGUCUGGGUUUGAGAAUUGAUUUUGGGUAUUUCAUCUUCUUUGGAUAUUAAUUUUGAUUUUUGUUUAUUUCGUUGUAAAAUGUGGAGCUUGCUGGAUUGUUAUUGUGCCAUAAUGGACCUAGAAUUUUUGUGUAAAUGCCGGAAUGGUGAUUUUGGUUUGUUAGAAUUCUUGCCUAUGGA
Messenger RNA from Prosopis cineraria, 2469 nucleotides. RefSeq names its product UDP-glycosyltransferase 91A1-like. The record is from RefSeq and is a predicted model, not a curated record. The coding region runs from base 47 to 1477 and encodes 476 amino acids. Gene Ontology annotation, molecular function: UDP-glycosyltransferase activity. Lineage: Eukaryota; Viridiplantae; Streptophyta; Magnoliopsida; Fabales; Fabaceae. The transcript has 2 exons.